This is a messenger RNA of Uranotaenia lowii, 2595 nucleotides long. Its product is annotated as bestrophin-4-like. The annotation marks the transcript as partial. Lineage: Eukaryota; Metazoa; Arthropoda; Insecta; Diptera; Culicidae. The transcript has 2 exons. Gene Ontology annotation, molecular function: chloride channel activity. The record is from RefSeq and is a predicted model, not a curated record.
GGUCUUUGAGGAUAUCGUCAAAUACUGCCACACCUAUCUGAAUCUGAUUCCGCUGUCCUUCGUGCUCGGUUUCUACGUCGGGAUUGUGAUGACCCGGUGGUGGAACCAGUACACCAGCAUACCGUGGCCGGAUCCGAUUGCCGUUUUCGUUAGUGCCAACAUCCACGGACAGGACGAACGAGGGCGUGUCAUGCGGCGAACGAUUAUGCGCUACGUGUGCCUCUGUCUGACAAUGGUGCUGACCAACAUAUCUCCCCGGGUGAAAAAGCGGUUUCCCACCAUUGAGCAUCUGGUGGAAGCCGGUCUGUUGACCGACAAUGAGCACAAAAUCAUGUCCGAUCUUAACACUAAAUUUCCGCGUCAUUCGAAACAUUGGCUGCCGAUCGUGUGGGCUGCCAGUAUCGUAACCAGGGCGCGAAAAGAAGGACGCUGCCGGGACGAUUUUGCUGUCAAAACAAUUAUUGAUGAGCUGAACAAGUUCAGAGGUCAGUGCGGAUUGCUAAUCUCCUAUGACACGAUUAGCGUGCCCCUAGUAUACACGCAAGUGGUAACGUUGGCAGUCUACUCGUUCUUCCUGACCUCGGUUAUCGGGCAGCAAUGGGUUGAAACCAAGGAAAUCGAUUCGGGACUGGUCAACAAGAUCGAUCAGUAUUUCCCGGUCUUCACCACCUUGCAGUUCUUCUUCUACAUGGGAUGGCUCAAAGUGGCUGAAUCUCUGAUCAACCCCUUCGGAGAGGACGACGAUGACUUCGAAGUGAACUGGAUGGUAGAUCGCAACGUCCAGGUGGCGUACCUGAUCGUGGACGAAAUGCACCAUGAGCAUCCGAUCCUGGUCAAGGAUCAGUACUGGGACGAAGGAUUCCCCAUCGAGCUACCCCACACAGUGGCAUCAGCAGAGCACAAGGAGGAACCACCUCAACCAUCCACGGCCAACAUCGAAGUUACGCGGAAGAACGCUGAAGUCAUCCCGGUGGUGCCGUCAUCCAUACGAGUCGACGAAAUGGUCGGUAAAAAGGGUCAAUCUUAUGAUUAUGCAUUCCCUGAACAACAAGCUAUGCUUGACGACGAGGUUAGCGAACGAGUGCUGGAGCAGCGCCGAGAUUCUUUUUCUCGAUUUAUUUCAAAGUCACUUUUGUUUUAUGUGCGGUCUGUUGGUUGAGGAUGCCCAAAGGAAAUGACACCAUGUCCGAAUUAGAUCACUUCCAAUAGCGAAAAUUCGUAUGAUGUUUUCCAUCUAGCACCUCAACACGAACAUGUUCCAAACUUAACCACAAUCCCUCUGUAAAACGGUGGAAGGAUUAAUGUUUGUGCUAAAUAUUUUAUUCAUUUUUUACUCUUAGCUAGAGCCAAUAUCUUCUCCGAUAGAAGCAGCGCUUUGUUUAUCUGUUUUCGUUGUCACAAAACGAAACUCACAAAAUGAAAAACCGAAUUGGAUAAGUCAAAAUCUACAAGCAACUUUUUCAAGCAACAUUCCAAAAACACGAAACCUUUCGUGAUACACACAAAUCCCCCAAAGCACUCGCUUUCUAAUCUGGUAAACUCCCAAAUUCAGUCAACUCAACAUAGUUAAGCACUCGUAGCAAAUUUAACUCUAGCAAAACACUCACAAGAAACCUCAAUUAAACCAACAUGUUGAUGACGAUCGCACUCCUGAGGCAAAACUUACCUUAAAGAUGCAUUAACAAAACCUCGAAUCCAUUCGCUUUUGAAUAAUGGCUCGUAAAUUAGGAUACAACUGCUGGCAAGGUCAAUUUCUGUCUCAGUGAGUUUCGAAACAAAUCUUUUUAACGGCACGAUACCCCAGAAACACAGUAACUUCUGCACGAAUGAUCGAUAACAGAUACACCAGAAACACAAAUUUUUGGUAACACAAGAAUGCUUUCGAAGUGAAUCACCUCUGAUCGAGCCUUCGGCUGCAUCCAACUGUAACAAACUUAAAAAAAAAAAAUCCGUAUGGUUGAAGGGUUAUAAACGUGAAUAAUCUUAACGGUGUGGCUCGUGGAAUAAUUUAAAUAAAUUUUCUGUAUAGUUAACUUUAAUAAUUGAAUCUGGAAGAAACGGUAGGUAUAUAUAAACAAAAAAAAAGACAAAUGAAUGCAGUAACCAACUUCUAACAUUUUUGUGGUUACCAAGAGAUAUUUUGAAGCAAAAUAGCACCCACAAUAUUGUUCGUAGCUUGUAAUAUUUGACACAUUUCAUUUCAACGGGACUGUUUGUCCUAAAGUAUGAAAAAUGACCUUAAAAAAAAUUUUUUUUGAUAAUUGAUUUGAAAAAUUAAAAUUUUAUAGUUGAUGUAGAAUCAUCGAAAUCAUAUGAAUGAUUUUCCCGUUUCUUAAACCUGUUACCUAAUCAUUUUCUAUUUUGAAAUGUUCGUUUGUAGAUAACGUUAGUGAACGAUAGUACUGAUAGAAUUUUGUAUUUUUAUGUCCAUAUUUGAGGCAUUGUUAGAACAUGUGUGAUUAUUUUUUGGCUAAAUUAGCAGUGGCAUUUUGUUCGUAUUCUACUCAAAUUGUUUCUUUUUUCAGGCUGAAAAUUAAAGCUAACCCAGAACUCGAUUUAACAGUUUCAUAAUAAAAUAAGAUUCUUUCUAUCAUA